Molecule: messenger RNA, 360 nt
Organism: Aspergillus tubingensis
Lineage: Eukaryota; Fungi; Ascomycota; Eurotiomycetes; Eurotiales; Aspergillaceae
Product: alpha-ketoglutarate dehydrogenase subunit KGD4
Exons: 2
Coding region: 1-360 (119 amino acids)
Biological process (GO): 2-oxoglutarate metabolic process
Source: RefSeq, a predicted model, not a curated record
AUGCGUGCCACUUUUGCUCUCCGCAGCGCUGCCCGCACCCCCCUCAUCCGGUUCCUCGGCCGCCGUUCCGUGCCUCAGUCCGUUGACCACACUCCCCGUCCCCACCCCGCUUCUCCUUCCGGAAUCCUCCCGGACUCUUUCGCCGCCUACCGUAUCAAGGCACAGCAGCACGGCCCCCUUGGCCGUGCCUCUUUCUCUCAGGGCAUUGGCCGCAGCGCUGGUGCCUCCCUGGGCCCCGUUCAGCCUAAGCAGGGUGAAUUCUUCGACCGCGACGAGCUUCCUGCCCGUUUCCACCGCCUUCCCUGGUCCGAGGCCGAGAUUGAGGCCAUUGAGACCGGCGGUGCCAGCCUGUUCGCGUAG